This is a messenger RNA of Perkinsus marinus ATCC 50983, 1992 nucleotides long. Its product is annotated as retrovirus polyprotein, putative. The record is from RefSeq and is a predicted model, not a curated record. NCBI's taxonomy places the organism in Eukaryota, Perkinsozoa, Perkinsida, Perkinsidae. The transcript has a single exon. The coding region runs from base 1 to 1992 and encodes 663 amino acids. Gene Ontology annotation, molecular function: nucleic acid binding. Gene Ontology annotation, biological process: DNA integration.
AUGGUGUGGGUGCGUAGAGAUGGAUUCCCUGCAUUCACGGAUGCGCUGGCCAGAGUCUUCGCGGGGGGCGGACAUGAGGGGGCGACCCCGGAACCCCCGGAAUCGAGCGAUCCUAAACUGCUGAUCGACUCGGGCAGUAUGGAGGUUGAGGUGGAACCUGGCUCUAUGAGCUACGAUGAAGAUGAAGACGCAAGCGACGUCGACUCCCUGAAUACGGAUGAGCUCUCUGAUAACCUUCCGAAUGAAGAUGAGAUGGUCGAUGUCGCUGCAGCGGUCAUGGAUAGCCGGAAGUCCGUCUAUCUUAGUAUCGGCGCGACCAAGUUUCUCGAGGAGGUUGAAGAAGCCCAGGCGAGAGACGACGAGAGCAGAUAUUUAGGGGUACGGCUAUCCCGGGUGCGGCAGUAUCUAUCCGACGGUCACCUCGACAACGACGACAAAGUCACGGCAGAGCGCAUCAAGAGAAUCGCGGAGCGUUUUGUGCUACAUGAGGGCAUCAUAUUUUAUCGGGGUAGGCCUGGUUUGAAGCUCUUUGUUCCGAGAGCUAAGACGAGAGAGUUGGCUUCGACGAAGUCAGAGUCACCGUGGAUGAGAUCGUGGAUACUGUGUAAAUACCACGACCUCACCGCGAUGUGCCACAGGGGUGGAGCACGACUUGCAGAGGCGGUGUUGAGAUUCCACUGGUGGCCUACCGUUCUAUCCGAUUGUGCUAGGUAUGCCCGUACGUGUACGAGAUGCCAGAUCGACAAGGUGACAUUGCGUCAUAAAGUUGGCGAGCUGGGAUCGACAGUAUCGAGAAGCUCGAGGCCGAAUGAACUGCUGAUUGUGGAUUAUGCUGGGCCUAUCACCUGUACUGGGCAGGGAGUUGAAGAUCCAAAGUACAUACUACUCGUCAUUGAUGCUUUCACCCGAUGGUUGCACCUGGAGGCAGUCCAUAGUGAUGAUGCAACCACUACUGCACAAGUCCUUUGGCGUACCCAUAUAUGUGUCCAUGGCCCACCCGCAGUUCUCCACUCUGAUAGGGGAGCACACUUCACGGCCGAUAUCAUCAAGGAGCUAUGUCGGUUUGCCUCGAUGACUCAUACAGUUGGAUCUGUGAGAAACCCUCGAGUCCAAGGGAUAGUCGAGAGAUCGGUUAGAGAAGUGAAGACAGCUCUAAGAGUGACGAGCGAACGACUUCGGCAGGAGGGCAGAGGCUGGUGGGAACAACUCCCGGCAAUAGCUAUGGUCCACAACACUGCAACUCCGACUUACGCAGGCUCGGUUGGUGACCUCUCCCCCUACCAUCUCACGUAUGGCAGAUCGACGCCUGACUUGUUUGCUGGUGAGAACCCACCUGAAGGAGGGUGCGAUAACAUUGGCGCCUAUGCUGACAAACUUCGCCGCAGUCUUGAGGCGGCGCAUGCGAUUUGGGAUACGGUGAGGCAGCUCGAGAUCUCCAAGAGGCAGGAUGAGUUUCGUCUCAAUAGUACUAACGAUGAUCUGCAAGUAGGUGACUACGUGCUGAGAGUCCUUUCGAAAGAUAUUCCUGGCGGACAGAAGCCUGAAGUGCGAGGGCCAUAUGUCGUGGCUGGGAGAGCCGGUACCAAUCACUACACUGUCGACGGCAUGGACGAGCCCAUCCCUGCUCACCAAUUGAAACUCAUUUCACUGGAUGAAGGGUUGCGCCUAGGUCUCGCAGGAGAAAUCUCGGAUCCGCGUUAUCGCCGCCUCGGUGUGGUUAAUCAUUGGAAAAAGUUGUUGAAGACCCCGAUGGAGCAGUUGUUACACAAAGAUUUGGUGUUAUAUGAGGUGCCGGAUGAUCAGAACGAUCACAACUACUUCUAUGAUGUGGCUGAAGUCCUUGACAAUAUGCCGACUACUCGUGAGCUGAAGGUUCGGUUAUGGAUGGUAGAUGCUCUAGGGCGAAUCGCCCUGGGCGAUGGGGCGAAGGUCCCUCGGACCGGAUCCUGGUUAUUGGGUAUGAUAGAGUCGUCGCGAAUAAACUGGUGUUGA